AUGAGCAGUACCCUCCAGUUCCAGAGCGCUGAGUGGGCGCUCGUUGCGAAGCAAGUGCUGACACUGCCACUGACAGCAGAACGAGACAAUGAUGAAGAUGAUGAAGAUGCGAGCUUUGGUGUGAUAGACUGUGCUGCACCCUUUCGACCAGAUGCCACUGUCCUGAAGCGCAAUGCGGCGCGCACCUUCUUCAACCUCAUGCUGACGUGCCGCGAACUCUACCAUGAUCUGCCCUGGGCAAUGCCAAAGUGGUGCCUUGCUCACACUUUCCACGUUGGCAGAGGUGUUGGGAUCAUCCCAGUCACAGACUGGCUCGACACAUUCCAAGCCACCCUCACGCCAGCGCCGGCACCCUCGCCUUCCCGGCUUUCCCAGCCUGCACAGCUGCACACGACAGCGCAAGGCAACACCGUGGGUACCCACAUCCGCGCGAGACCCUCAGCCCCUACCUCGUCGCCUGAGCUCAUGUGGAUGGAAAACAGGCUGCUCGUGUACUGCUGGCUCGGGGUUACGUGGGACAGCAGCUGCACCUUCCUUCGCGAGAGGUUGCCAAGACUGCAGGGGGGCUGUACUCGGCAAGACUUCUGGGAGCAGUUUGCGCAGUACGGGAGCAUCCGCUUUCUCCAACUGGCGGACAUUGAGACGUGGGCAAUCGAUGCAACCACAUUGCAAACACAGCCGCACCACGCGCAUGGCCAAGCGGAACAAGACGAUGCUGCAGACCAGCCACAGCCCCAAGAACCGCAGAAAGACCACCUGCAGGAAGUACCCCAUGCACCUGAUAUGGCAGGUUCUUCGGCACGCACGGGGGAUGAUGGCACGGGCUGCGCUGUCCUCCCUAUGCCAGCUCUGUUUUAUCUUGAUGCAACGCUGCACAGUCAGGCAGAUGCACAGCGCUUUCACGAGCUCCGCACCACGGUUCUGGCACAUGCGCGUGGAGGGUCGCUCCGGCUUUGCGUGGCGUCCCCUUGGUCGUCCUUGUCAGCAUACAACAUGAACGCCAUCAGCAUCACUUCUGCAGACGCUGGCAUCGACCAGCUUUGCUUACGAGAUGUGGGCCGUGUGGAGUGGACUGACGCAGAGAGCCAGCGCAGUGUGCGCGGCGAGCUUGAGCGCGUGGGCCGAUUCGAUAUUCACCACUGGAACGCCGUCGAUGAUGUGAGUGUGCUCUCAGGUGUCUCAGCUGUCAGGCUGUCCUACAACGAGCACCAGACGCGUGACCUGACACCACUGCGUGGUGUGAAGAAGCUGAUCCUGCGUGAGCCGCCAAGCGGUACAGGGCAGGAGGUGAUCGCAGCAGCACAACACCUGCAACUAUCAGACAUGGUGCUUGAGGUUAACACGCUCACUGCCAAGCGCAUCAGGCUGUCCGAGAUGAUCAGCGUGCCAGAUGUCCUGCACCUACCCAACGCUACACACAUCGAGUUGCUUCGUGGAUGCGCAGUGAAGCAGUUCACGUGCCCGCCCCGCAUCAACGCGCUUGCCAUUCACCGUUGUGAUUUCAUCUCCAUGCCCAACUUCGAGCACGCAGACGUGGUGACACUUUGGACCCCCCUCACGCGAGAGCAACUGACUGACUUGGGCAACCGCGUGGACAGACUCGAGCUGCAUUACUGCGUUGAAGAUAUGGCCCCGCUGCGCGACAUUCGACAUGACGCGUACGUGUGUCUGACAAACGCUGUCGUCGACUCCCGCGUUCCACCGUGCGUGAAGGAAUUGCAUGCAUUCAUCUUCGGGGGUGUGCAGUGCGCGUUCCUUCGCACAGUGCCAAUGUUGAGCAUGACUGGCGGGCUGGAGGAUCGCAUCCACGAUGUGCACCUCCUCUCCGGGCGCGCGUACCUCAACAUUGAACAGGGCUGCGUUGACGGCGAGAUUGCAGACUGUGACCACGUGCACCUCCAUCAUUGCUACGGAACAGCCCGCCUGACAUCGAUCAACACCCUCAGCAUCACCUGUGCAACCCUGGCGCCUCCUCCCACUGCAUCCAACACCGAUGACACGAUAGAUGAUCACAUUGCGUGUUUCGCGGGUGGUCCAAAGCUGCAGAUCCGAUGUCUGUUACACGUGGCCAACUGCCGGCUACACAACUGCGAAAUCAACACCUUCACGUGCUUUCGCAACGUGCAGCGUGUUGCUCUUCGUCGCUGUAGGUUCGACUGCUUGGACAGCAUCCCGCCCUUCACGUCCCUCAAGCUCCACAACUGUACCACAACAGACAGAGCGUGGCAGUGGCCUGACAUUACCGUUGUGGGCCGGCCCCCACAAGAGGUGCAAGCGUUGCUGCUGGCAGGCCGAACCGAGAGAAGGGCAAUGUGGAAGGGAGCCAAUCCCUCUGAGCUCAGCACGAUCCUCAAACGUGAAAUGAGAACAACUGCCGCAACAGCUCGCGCCUGUGGUCUGGCACCUUUAUUCUUCCAGCACAGCAGCAUGGACACGACCACAGCAGGCGAGGAGCAUAAGCAGGAACACGAUGACACGAGACUGGGCAUUGUCAAACUGAAGAACUGA
Molecule: messenger RNA, 2508 nt
Organism: Salpingoeca rosetta
Lineage: Eukaryota; Choanoflagellata; Craspedida; Salpingoecidae
Exons: 2
Coding region: 1-2508 (835 amino acids)
Source: RefSeq, a predicted model, not a curated record